GAGGCAGGCUGUUCUCGUUUCCUCUAGAUGCGGAUUGUACCUUGUUUUCUCCAUGGCAUCAUCACGGCACCGGUAGCAAGGGAUGCUGGGAGAUCAGAUGCGCGGCUUGGAGCAUCAUCUCUCUGAGAUGGCAGAAAUGCAUCGCGGCGUCCUGCAGUGGGAGGCUGAUUGAGCUCACACAGCACCACAAAGCCUCUUCCCAGCAGGAGAGGCUCCUAAAAUCCUCAUCACACAACGGCAAGGUCUCUGCUGUAGUAUCUGACAAUGUUUCGCAAAAAGAAGAAGAAGAGGCCAGAGAUUUCAGCGCCGAAGAACUUUGAGCAUCGCGUUCAUACGUCGUUCGAUGUGAAGCGAGGAGUCUUUGUCGGUCUUCCCACACAAUGGCAGAGUUUAAUAGAAAACCUCCGGAGACCCAAACCCAUGGUGGACCCGUCCCGGAUCACGCUGGUGGAGCUCAAACCAAAGAAGACCAUCGUGUGCGGCAGCAUGAUCGGCCACGGAGACUAUAUAUCAGCCAUGCUGUCAGACAUGAGCCGUCUGUCCGUCACCAGCUCCAACUCCCUGCGCAAGAGCAGCCCGUCGGCCCGCAAGAGAGCGCAGUCUCUCGGCCGCCUCGGUGAGGUCAGCGAGGCCGAUGUGUAUCAGUAUGAAGUCCUGGACGAGCCUGACCCUCACUGGGCCGAUAAAUCACGCAACAUCCACAGCGAGAGCGGCACGCCGUACAUGGGUCUGAAGAAGAGUGUGAUGCUACAGCCCAAUGGCGUUCUGCCCCGCACCAAAUCCACCUAUGAGGUCAGCAUGAGCUCUCCUCCUCCUCCUCCGCCGUCCAUCCCCGUCCCGGAGCCGCCUCUCAUGAUGAGACGAGAGUUCCCCAUCGUGUUCUCGCACAACCAGAGACCCAUCACCUGCUUCUACAGCCCCACCAUGCCACACGGAGACGGUCUGACGCCGGACAUGAGGAGCGCCAACAGACUGCUGGUCCAUCUGCAAAACAGCCCGGGGAGACCGUACUCCUCAUACGACCUGAAGGCCGACGCAGCCAUGAGACACCAGCCGGGAUAUCUGCACAGCGGCACCAGCAGUCCCCUCGUGAGCGGCACCAGGCCUCACAGAACGGUGCGUUCCUCCUCCAGCUACACCAUCGGCCUCUCGCCCAACAUCAGUUACCGGCCCACCGGGCCAGACCCCUACCUGAGACACUCCGUUCAGCAUGUUGAUGAGGGUGUGUUGGUGUGUGUUCAGGUGGUGAUUAUGAGAGAUUACCAGCACAGGAACGUGGUGGAGAUGUUCAAGAGCGCUCUGGUGGAGGAGGAGCUCUGGGUCAUCAUGGAGUAUCUGCAGGGAGGAGCUUUAACAAACAUCGUGUCUGAGACCAGGCUGAGCGAGGAGCAGAUCGCGACCGUGUGUGAGGCUGUGCUGCAGGCGCUGGCGUAUCUCCACUCGCAGGGGGUCAUACACCGAGACAUCAAGAGCGACUCCAUCCUGCUCUCGCUGGACGGCCGCGUGAGUCCAUCCUCUAGCCUGGCUGAACCUUAUCACACUAUUCAAACCUCAGACAAUUAUAUAUACACACUACCCUUCUAA
Messenger RNA from Sinocyclocheilus rhinocerous, 1584 nucleotides. RefSeq names its product serine/threonine-protein kinase PAK 6-like. Lineage: Eukaryota; Metazoa; Chordata; Actinopteri; Cypriniformes; Cyprinidae. Gene Ontology annotation, biological process: protein phosphorylation. Gene Ontology annotation, molecular function: ATP binding; protein serine/threonine kinase activity. Bases 265 to 1584 code for a protein of 439 amino acids. The transcript has 7 exons. The record is from RefSeq and is a predicted model, not a curated record.